AUGCCAUAUAUGCGGCUAUCGACUCAUAUACUUCUCACUCGACGUAUAUCACACACAGAUAUCAAACGCAUGCGCUUUGCUUACACAUGCGAGGCUGCUAUGAGUGUGGGGUUGGGAGGUGUGAACGGCACAGACGCACCUCAGCUGAAGAGUGGGCACUCCAUCGACGGGCACGAUACGAUGAUGAAUGCCUCGGGUAUUGUCUACGUUCACCCAGAGUCCUGUCUCAGCAGUAGCUUGCCGGAUCUGGUGGUCUUUACAGAACUGAUGGCGGGAUCUAGCAAGCACAGCAAGCUCUUUAUGAAGGGGGUCACUAGUGUCAAGCCUGAGUGGCUGCCGGUUAUGGUGCCGCAUAUGUGUUCGUUCUCAAAGCCCUUGGAACAGCCCGCGCCUCGAUACGAUGCGAAGACCGACCAAGUAAAGUGUCACAUGAGCUCGGCGUUUGGCAAGGUGCGUGGAGUGUUAAUAAGUAUGUACUUGUAUGCUUGUUAUAUAUAA
Messenger RNA from Sphaeroforma arctica JP610, 498 nucleotides. RefSeq lists its product as hypothetical. The record is from RefSeq and is a predicted model, not a curated record. Bases 1 to 498 code for a protein of 165 amino acids. NCBI's taxonomy places the organism in Eukaryota, Ichthyosporea, Ichthyophonida. The transcript is spliced from 2 exons.